Molecule: messenger RNA, 1419 nt
Organism: Dioscorea cayenensis subsp. rotundata (Guinea yam)
Lineage: Eukaryota; Viridiplantae; Streptophyta; Magnoliopsida; Dioscoreales; Dioscoreaceae
Product: proteasome assembly chaperone 2
Exons: 8
Coding region: 59-907 (282 amino acids)
Biological process (GO): proteasome assembly
Cellular component (GO): cytosol; nucleus
Source: RefSeq, a predicted model, not a curated record
GCGAUGGCUGUGUGUCUUGGGCCGCAAGGAACACUGAGAGACUCGGUCUCGGUCGGCAAUGGAAUUCGCCGCCGUCGAUGAAGGCGAACCCUUCUCUCCCGAAUGCCCCACUCUUCUCCUGCCGGCGCUUUCGAUCGGGAACGUCGGGCAGCUUGCCAUCGAUCUAUUGAUCUCUUCCACUGGAGCUAGAAGAGUUGGGUAUUUGGAUGAGCCUUCAGUGCUUCCUUGCGCCGGGAACGAUGCUUAUGGGCCGGUCCCCGUUGGUGAUCUUGCGUUGCCCCUUGAAGCUUAUGCUUCCUCCUCUCAUGCUAUUUCUCUCAUCCAACAGAGGUCUCCUGUUGUGAAGGGAAUGAUGGUUGAGUUUGCGAAGAAUCUAACAAAUUUCAUAUCCAUUUCUGGCAAGAAGCAUGUUAUUGUUCUUUCAAGUCUAUCUUCCGGUAGAAAGAAACAAAUCGAUCCUCCAGGUGAUCUGCAGAUCUAUUAUAUAUCGAGUUCCAAUGCUGAUGGAACUGAUGCUGAUUGUCAAAGGCUAGGCUUGAAAAAACUCGAGGAGUAUGAUCCCUGUCAAAGACGGUGGGUGCAUCUAAAGCAUCUAGCUGAAGGAAAUCCAGUGAAUGAAGAAAUGCUCAGUUAUGAAGAUGAAUUGUUCGAUGACGAUUAUUACCCUGGUCUGCCUUUUGCUGCAAUAUUUUCUUGUUGCAAGGCCAAAGGUUUGAAGGUCACAUGUUUAUUAUGCUACUGUUCUGAAGGAGACAACAUAUCUGACUCUAUCCAGCUUGCUGAUGCUGCCUGCAAACUUCUGGGUGUAAACUCAAACAACUUUCAUGGAAAUCAACAAGGUGGAUGGGUGAUGCCGCUUUCAUGGAAAACAGUAUACGGGCCACCAGCUGAUAUGACCCUUUUUUAACCUUUAUUCAUCAAAAUAAAAGCCUUCAGCUGUUAGGGAAAAUUAUUAGAGAUGGACAAAUGGCCCUUGGAAUAGUUCUUGAACCAAUGACUAAACAAUUCCUGGGCCCUGAAGGUUUUUGAGUAGUUUGUGAAAAAAGUUAGGGUUUGAUGGUAAUGGGGCUACUUGACAAAGGUGGAGUUAUUAUAUUCAUGGACUCAAUAAUUCAUCCACUACCAUUUUCAAAAGCUGGUGAUGGAAACAGAAUAUAAAAAGUCCUGGUCAGGUAUUCCACUUUGAUCACAUGCUAAUUACUCUGCUAUAUUGGUAUGCAAAACUAUUUGCCUCUCUUUCUUUAUUGUGCUUGUGCCCCACUUUGUAUUUUGAGUGUGGUACCUGUGCCAAUAUAUAUAUAGAUAUAUAUAUUUUUGACAAUUUAUAGCAUUUCUUUAAUUUUGGAUGGAGUCCAGAGAACAUGUGUAGAUUCCCCCAGAUAUUUUAUAUUAUUAUUUAUAAUUAAUCUCAUUUUAACA